AUGCCAACCCCCAAAUUCACCAGCUACCCCGGCAUAGGCGAAUGGGCUGCCCAAAACCUGCACUACAGCCAAGCCGUCCGUGUAGGCGAUUUCAUAAAGUGCUCCGGCCAAGGCGGGUGGAAUGCGAAGAGUCCAGAAAUCGACUUUGCAAACCUCAUACCUGCCAGCUUAGAGGACGAGAUAGACCAAGCUUUCGAAAACUGCGACUUUAAUCUGAAGAAUGCAGGCGGGAAGGGAUGGGCGCAGGUGUACAAGGUGGUUACGUACGCGACUGAUGUUCAUGCCGCGCAUGAGAGGAUCGUGUAUAAUUUGAGGAAGUGGAUGCCGGGGGGUGGGCCGAUAUGGACGGAAUUGGGGGUUCGGGAGUUGGGACUGAAGGAGAUGAGGUUUGAGAUUGAUGUGGAGGCUUAUGACGGUAGUCAGUAG
Molecule: messenger RNA, 426 nt
Organism: Pochonia chlamydosporia 170
Lineage: Eukaryota; Fungi; Ascomycota; Sordariomycetes; Hypocreales; Clavicipitaceae
Product: L-PSP endoribonuclease family protein
Exons: 2
Coding region: 1-426 (141 amino acids)
Cellular component (GO): cytosol
Molecular function (GO): deaminase activity
Source: RefSeq, a predicted model, not a curated record